AUGCCGCCUGCUACCACCCUGCUGUCUCAGAGCCCUCAGGGUCCAGCUGCCGACACCUUUGUCCUCACAAGUUGCCUCUUCCCCCCACGGGGCGAGGAGGCCAAGCCCAGCUGUGUCCUUGCCCGGCAGCGGACUCUGGAAGAUGAGGAGGAACAGGAGCGAGAGCGCAGGCGGCGGCACCGUAACCUGAGCUCCACCACUGAUGAUGAGGCUCCCAGGCUCAGCCAGAACGGAGACCGACAGGCCUCUGAGAGACUGCCGAGUGUGGAAGAAACAGAGGGGCCCAAGCGACCACCCCCAGCCUCGAAGGAUGAGGAUGAAGGCAUCCAGGCCAUCCUUAGGACACGGCAGGAACGGAGGCAGAGGCGGCAGGUGGUGGAGGCUGCACAGGCCCCCACCCGGGAGAGGCUGGAGGCAGAGGAGGGAAGGAACAGCUCGGGUCCCACGCAGCAACCCCUGGUCCCCAAGAAGGACUCAGAGUCACCACCCCGUCGGAGACUGAGCCGGGAGCAGCGGGGCCCCUGGGCCCUGGAGGAGGAGAGUUUGGCAGGAAGGGAGUUAGGAGGGAGGAAGAAAACGGUUCCAGAGAAGACCCCAGUCUCAGAGAAAUCCUCCGUGCCAGAGAAGAUGACUCCUGAAAAGAGACUGGUCUCAAAGAAAUCCUCCAUCUCUGAGAAGGAGCUGACCUCAGAGAAAACGUCAGUGUUGGAGAAGAUAGCAGCGACAGAGAAGAGGUCCAUCUCAGGGAAGAAGUCAGUUCUAGAACAAACAAGUGUCUCAGAGAAGAUGCCAACCCCAGGGAAAAUGUCAGGCUCAGAAAGGAGACUGGUGUCUGAGAAAGCAUCGUUCUUUGAGAAGUCACUGGUCUCAGAGAAGAACCCGACCACCACAGACAUCAAGCUGGUCCCAAAGAGGCCCUCAGAGCAGCCCCAGGCCCAGGAGCAGCCAGUGUCGGGGGAAAGCCCGACCAGCACCAAGGAACAGCGAGAAAGAGCCCUUUCUGGGAAGAAGUCACCUUCCUCUACAGAGCAGGGGGGAUCGGAUCCUCCGGCUGUGGCUUCCCGCUUCCCACCAGUCACACUCCAGGUAAAAAUCCCCAGCAAGGAGGAAGAGGCGGACACAUCCUCACCCACGCAGCGCACCUACAGCAGCUCGCUCAGACGCUCUAGCUCCAGGACCAUCUCAUUUCGGAUGAGCCCCAGGAAAGACAACUCAGAAACUACCUUAACCCGCAGUGCCAGUGUGAGACUCCCAGCCAGCACAGUGAAGUUAGAGGAGAAGCUGGAGAGAUACCACACAGCCAUACAGAGAUCAGAAUCCGUCAAGUCUCCAGGCUCAUCUCGCACUGAGUUCUUCGUGGCUCCUGUGGGUGUAGCCAGCAAACGCCACCUCUUUGAGAAGGAACUGGUGGGCCAGAGCCGAGCAGAAUCAGCCUCCAGCCGGAAGGAGCACUUGAGGCUCUCAGGGAUUGUGACAUCAAGGCUCAACCUAUGGAUCAGCAGGACCCAGGAGUCUGGAGAUCAGGAUCCCCAGGAGGUACGGAAGGAGUCAGCCACCUCCAAGAAGACUCAGUGGGGAAAGAAGUCAGACUCCUCCCUGGAUGCUGAGGUAUAACCAGCCCUGCCAAGAUGACCUACAAGUCUGCCUCUCAGGGGCCCUCCCUCAUGCCGUGCCCCUGCCUCCUGCAGCCGCGCCCCUGCCUCUCAUUGCCCCUGCUCCCUUUCUGCCUCUGGACCUGUCUGGCCAGGGUCCCCGGGGGCCAGGAAUGUCAUCAAGCCUCAGCUAGCUCCUUCCCAGCC
Molecule: messenger RNA, 1799 nt
Organism: Carlito syrichta (Philippine tarsier)
Lineage: Eukaryota; Metazoa; Chordata; Mammalia; Primates; Tarsiidae
Gene: LAD1
Product: ladinin 1
Exons: 11
Coding region: 1-1614 (537 amino acids)
Molecular function (GO): structural molecule activity
Source: RefSeq, a predicted model, not a curated record